ACAUUUUUCUGUUAUCUAUUACAGACCAAUGCCUUUUUUCUCUCCUCUAGUCUUUAUGGCUUAAAGUGAUGAAGAUGCCGGUUGCCGAUGAAAUACAAUCUUCUUGGGCUGAUGAAGUUGAGAUUGAUCAGGGUGCUCUUCCCCCACCCUCUGAAGUCGUCGAAAAUGGCUUAAAAAUUGUAACUGAAUACAAAUAUGAUAAUGAUAACAAAAAGGUUAAAAUAGUACGAACGUAUAAAAUAGAGAAGCGUGUAGUUUCCAAGAGUGUUGCAAAACGUAAAACAUGGAGUAAGUUUGGUGACUCGGCAAAUGAUAAACCUGGUCCUAAUCCAGCAACAACUAAUGUUGCAGAAGAUGUUUUUAUGCAAUUCAUAAGCAGCAAAGAAGAAAGUCAAAGACCCGAUGAUGGUGAAUUAGAUGGAUUGAAGCCACCAACUAGCAGUGUUGCAUUUAAAUGCCGUACCUGUCAAGGUGAACAUUGGACUUCAACUUGUCCGUUCAAACACACUCAGCUUGCCCAAGCAAAGGCAAAUGAAGCCGCUAAGGCAGCAGAGGCUAAAGCAGCUGCAUCGUCAAACAAAUAUGUCGCUCCUAACUUGCGUGAUGGUGCUAGCCGUGGAACGGGCCGUGAACCUCCUGGUGCAAGACGUGGUGAUGAUGUAGCAGCCAUUCGUAUCUCUAACCUGAGUAACUUUGCUGUUGAAGCUGAUCUUGAUGACCUAGUUAAAGGGUUUGGUCCAGUGCACAAGCUCUAUCUUGCCAAGGAAAAGAGUACUGGACUUUGCAAAGGAUUCGCCUAUGUUCAUUUCAGAUUUAAAGCUGAUGCUGCUAAAGCUAUUCAAACCCUUAACGGUCAUGGUUAUGAUCAUUUGAUUUUGAAUGUUGAGUGGUCUAAACCUCCACAAAAUAACUAAAUGUGUAUUUUUGUAAUCAAGCAUUAAUUAAACAUUUAUUAAGAGA
Molecule: messenger RNA, 960 nt
Organism: Zerene cesonia (dogface butterfly)
Lineage: Eukaryota; Metazoa; Arthropoda; Insecta; Lepidoptera; Pieridae
Gene: eIF3g1
Product: eukaryotic translation initiation factor 3 subunit G-like
Exons: 6
Coding region: 69-914 (281 amino acids)
Cellular component (GO): cytoplasm; eukaryotic translation initiation factor 3 complex
Molecular function (GO): RNA binding; translation initiation factor activity
Source: RefSeq, a predicted model, not a curated record